UGUAAAAAUGUCAAUGGUAUGGGAUUUCUCCAAACUGAUUCAGUACAUGUUGAUGUUAUUAUUGUUACCUGGUAGUAUAGUUAUUUUUAUAAAUAAAUUAAUAUUAUAUAUAAGACGUACAUUUAUGAAUAUAGUCAGGUAUAUAAACUGUAGUACGAUAAUGUACAAUCUGAAUAAAAUCAUAUCCUACGUCCUCUACGUAUCACGUUAGGGAUCCUGAGAACGUAGGAUAUGAUUUUAAUCAGAUUGGAUAAUGUAUUAUUGACUAGCUUUGGUGUACUGUUGAGUUACUAUCAAAUUACAGAAAAUAGUUCUAACGAUAAAAACGAUAUCUCAAACAGAUUUCAGUUUAUAUUUCCGACACUCAAACACAUGAAAAUAUGUAAUGUGAGGUAUAUGUACACGAGUUAUUAUUUAAAUCAUGACAAGAUGAGCAGGUGCAUGCAUGCACAUAACAAAUCUGAUAUAUUUAUUUUUCGCAGUUAGACACAGCAAUGCAUAUAUAUAUAUGUGCAGAUAGACACAUAUACAACGGGAGUACAUAUGUAUAUACAGAGAUAAACGUUGAUGUUGUGAACACGUAGGACAUGCAUAUCAUUACAUUAUGUUAUUGUUUUGCCACAUGUGACGGUGUUAUACGGACAGGCGUAGGUCUAUCUUAGGUAUAGCAUAGUGUAUUAACACAAAAGGCUUCGGUUUUGUUUUAUUACCUUAAGCGUUCUACAUGUAUAAACAACUAAGGCCAUUUAAGGACGGGUUGGAUGCAUGCAUGUGUGCUGGAGACGGUACGGUGGUGUAUUCGCCUCUUUGUGAUAGCGCGGAUCUGAUGUCGAAAUUAAAGUGCUCUUUGAUGCACGACAGUACUCCUCUUGUUCAAAUUACAAUGACAAUGGAUAAACCAGAUGUUUUGAUCACUCUAGAUGCUGGAAGUGAAGGACAAGGAAGAAGUGAAGGUCAGGAUUUUGCUGCCUCGAUGCGUUCAUCCAGAGGUGAUCCCCAACAACCCCCAGCACCUUUCAACAGGACGUUACCUGUGCAUGUGUUACCUCCAGGUAAAUGGCAAUACACCUGGACAUACCAGACGACGUCAUCCCUUUAUUUGUUUGUGUUUAACGUUCCCGAAACACGACGGGUGCCUAGGCAAGGAGCAGCAACAAGACAUUUAGAAAGAGAAACUAGAAUUAUAUUAAUGGGUCUGACGGGCUCGGGAAAAAGUUUGACCGGCAACACGCUCCUCGGAAGAGAUGUCUUUCAGAGUAAAUUACAAAAGCAAUCUGUGACCAAAACAUGUAGUUAUGCAACAACCCAUUUUCGUGAAAGGUUCGUAGUUGUCGUAGACACUCCCGGCUUCUUCGAUACAAAUAUGUCGGAGGCUGAUAUAAACACAGAACAAGUUCGAUGCUUAGGACUUUCGUCGCCCGGUCCGCACGCCGUGUUGAUGACGAUUCCUGUUGAUACUCGCCAUACAACAGCAGACAAGAAAACCGCUGAGGAGAUCUUGAAGAUGUUUGGACACAAUGUCAAAGAUUUCGUUUUGCCAGUGUUUACUAAAGCGGAUCAACUUCGGGAUAACUUUGUAACAGAAGAGAAAUUUAUGCGAGAGUUAGACGGAGAUCUGAAACAGGUUAUUGAAACGUGUGGAGGGAAAUAUGUUUUCAUUAACAAUAAAGCAACAGGCACCGAAAGAUCGACGGAAAGAGAGAAGAUAUUUGCUGAAAUCGACAAAAUUUCAACGAAACAUGAACUCUUCUAUCAAAGCAAUAAGUACAAGGAGAUAGAGCGUCAAAUUCUGCAGAUUGAAAAAAAGCCUUCUCUGAAUAUACAACAAGCCCAGUGCGUAGGACCCUGUACAAUACAUACACACAGAUCAGAUUUCAGGAAUGAUAUACAAAAUCAAAAGGGCAUCUGGCAAAAAUUCCUUUCAUUUGUGCGUUGCGGUGGCGGCAUUAGUGAAGAGGCUAUUGAUAGUCCGCACGUAUAGUGUACUGAUUGUCCUCUGGAAAUACUGUGUGGAUGUUUGCUGGAGACAGGUAUGUUGGUUUACUUUCCCUCUUUUGGUAGCGCGGAUCUGAAGCCGACUUGAUAGUGUUAUCUAACUGAAAUACCAUGCUGAAGACACCCAGCACAGCAUUCCGUCCAGUCACAUUAUACCGACAACAGAUGAACUAGUUCCAUUAAUGCUGAACGUUGAGCACCAUCUACGUUUUUUUUAUUGUAAAGUGAAGAAAUAACAAACCUGACAAUGCUGUUUUUUAUCCUUUUUUUUAUUUUACAAAGAACCAUGGCAUCGUAGAAUACGUAUUUUACUUUACUGCUUUUAGUUGGGUUUCACACAAGAUAGGAAUGACAUAGUACUUUUGUUGAGUCGUUGUUUUCUUUGUCACGUUUGAUAUAUAUAUCCUUCGUGUUUAAUGGAAAGGACAUGACUAAACUCAAAAAGUAUAAGGAGUGAGAUAACACCAGUAGGUUCUUGCAAUUAGACUAAUAAGAAGGGGAGUAACGCGUUAGCAAGUAGUGAUUUCUUUAAAAGGUGGCAUAUCUGAAAGCAGGCACAGUGGUAAGAUCAAUAUUUUUCUUCAAGGAUUCAUUUAUACUUGUUAUUUUUUAAACAAGGCAGCAAACUUUCAGCGCUCAUUCAGCUCUUGUCUAUAACAUUGUUAAUAACAUUUGAUAGGAAUUAAAAGAAGUUUACAGAGAGGAAUUGAAUGGAAAUUUAAGAUAUGUGUCAGUGAUAUAUAUAUUAUGACAUAAGAUCAUCCUUAUUUAAUGUAGCAAAUAAUAUAAGAAAUGAUUUUGCAAUUCUUAAUAACACUGACAAAUUUAAUUUGAUAAAUUUAUAAAAUUCCACUUAUAUAAUAUGUACAGAACACGUAGCAGUCUAGGUGAUUAAUUCUAAUUUAAACAGUGUCUUGUAAAUCAUUUUAGGCUGAAUAUCAUAUUCAAUUACAUUACUAUUUUAUGCAUUUGUUAAAUAUGAUACCAGGUGUCAAUCAGAAACAUUUUUUAUGAAAAUAAUCUUCCGUUUAAAUUAUAAUUAGCAACUAGUUAGUGUGAGUUUAGCAGACCUCGCUGGUAGGGGGCUCCCCAACCCUUGGAAACCUAAUUUUGACUACAAUGUAGAACUAGGAAAUUAUUCAUUUUAUUUAUCACCAUUGUUAUUGUUUGUUUUAAAGACAUCAUGUUUUAAGGCAGUAAAUGUAAAAGAAACCUUUUAACUAAUAUAGUAUUUAAUAUGUAAGGUCAAAAUCCAGGAGUUUGUUAGGUAGGGGCUGUCAAAAUCACCUGCUCUCUGGAUUGGCACAUGUGAUAGUUUGUUUUAAU
Molecule: messenger RNA, 3321 nt
Organism: Mizuhopecten yessoensis (Yesso scallop)
Lineage: Eukaryota; Metazoa; Mollusca; Bivalvia; Pectinida; Pectinidae
Product: GTPase IMAP family member 4-like
Exons: 4
Coding region: 725-1981 (418 amino acids)
Molecular function (GO): GTP binding
Source: RefSeq, a predicted model, not a curated record